UGUUCUGUAGAUGUUAUGCCGGGAAGUCUUGAAAUGGAAUAUCACGGAAAUAACACUGACCGUAUUUUGAAAAGGUGUCACUGCAGUCUUUCGGAGGAAAGUGAUGAAAGUGACAUUUGGGAUGACACUGCCCUCAUUAAGGCAUACGAUAAUGCAGCCUCCAUUAUGAAGGCUCGAUUAGCAGAAAGAGAAGGAGGCACCAAUGAGAAUGGGGAAAUGGUUGCUGAGUCGGUGACACAAACACAAGAGGGUGCAGCAAAGAAGAAAAAGAAGAAGCAUCGACCAAAGAAGAAAAAGCAACAGCAAAAGUGGAAGAUCGGAGAUUCCUGCCGAGCUGUGUUCACCGAAGAUGGCUUGCUCUAUGAUGCAGAGAUCAUUGGUAUUGAUGAGGCUGAGAGCACCUGCACUGUCAGAUACACAGAAUAUCAGAACGAAGAAAACCAGCCACUGGAUCGCCUCCUUCCACCGCGACCAACUUCUAAACCACACACCAAUGUGUCACUCAGUGAGACUGACAGCAAUGAUGUCACAAUGCAGAAUGCUGCCCCCCAAAGAAUGGGUGGGCGGGGCAAGUCCAGUGGGGCGGCCCCUGACCACCCUUCCAGAGCAUCAUUUGAAUCUCACCCAUUCUUUCAAGGAAUGCCAUAUCCUCCAUUCAGGUUUCCAUCAAACCACGCUGCUCACGCAGGAGGACCGAGAGUGCCCCCGAUGCCUCCACCGCCGCCUCCUCCCCCACUGAUGUCUGAGGAUGUCGUGAGCGAUGACGAGGCACUUAGUAGCAUGUUGAUAUCGUGGUACAUGAGUGGAUAUCACACAGGAUAUUAUCAGGGCCUGCAGCGGGGACGGCAGCAGCAGCAGGGAGGUGGUGGUGCUGCAAGAUAGCAACAUCAUCACUGCAUCAGCUCAUCACUGAAAGAUGUAACUCAAAGUUACGCAAUAUCUGAAGAGAUUCAGAAUGAGUGUCAUGUUGUAACAAAUAGUGCUUGUGUGUUAAUAUUUGAUAUCAUGUUUGAGAAGUGGAAACAAUUCUGGCGAUCUGUUCAUACCAUAGAGGCAUCUAUUGCGUAACCCAUACACCAUUUCAAGGUUUCAUAUUGCCUUUGAUAUCAGAGGAUAUUUGUGACUCACUAUAUUUUGUUUUGAUAUGAAAAUGAUAGUCGUGAUUUCUUUAUUGAAAACUCAAAAAGCAAAAAGGCAUUUGUUGUUGGCAUUGCAUAGCCAGUUCACAUUUGUUUGAACGAAGCGCAAGGUUUCAGCCUAUGACUGGCAAACCGACGUGAAAUAUGAAAUCUGGCAUGUCAUGUUAUUGCCUUCAGGCAAUGUAUUCACUUGUCCAUGUUUGCUGUAAAACAUUUAUGGAGUUUUUGAUGAGUUUAGAACGCACUCCUGUUAAUCUUUAUGUAGGGGCCAGCUCUGAACCUAGACAAGAUGUUAUGACGUACUUCAAGGUUAAUACUCACUCGUAUCUCUCGUAAAUAUACGGUAUGGAAAGACUCCUCCAGCAGACACUUAUACAACAGGGUAACUAGGAUGGUGCCUUAGGCUAUGUCAUCUCCUGAGGUGACAGUGAAUGAUACAUCUUCGUGAUACUUUGAUGGACAAGAGAUUUUACCGUGACGUACAAGUGAUGGUUAGAAACAACUCAGCUGUAGGUGAUGUCUGAGAUUGUCAACUGUUAUUGCUUACAUGGUAUUAAUGGUGAACAGCAACACCAUUGAUCAGCACACAAGUCUAAAUGUGUUUCAAAUCUUCGUUUUGCUUGUUAUUUUUGUUUUAGUAUUUGUUUAAGCUCAAGACAGGUCAUACAAAUCAGGUUCAUUUUUCACGUAGGUGAGACAAUGAAAUGUGUUUUAGGUUACCUACUCUUGAAAACAUCUUAUGCCGGUAAAUAUCAGACCUUGUUUUAUGUUAGGCAGUUCCUUUUAAUUGAGAACAUGGCAACAUGAAUACCAAAUCAAACAGUAUUUCUUUACAUCAGGUGUUAAUUGCCUGUAUAUAAUAAUCAUCCUCAAUGAUCCAGGAUACUGUCUCCAUUCUAAGAUAGAUACCUUGGUUCCAUUUACUGCCUCAGAUUCAUUUUAAUCAAAUUCAAUUGACACAAUGCAGGAAUUGUCAAACCAGUCAAAUUGCACAGAUAUGUGAGAGAAUUCUAUGGGAACUUACUGAUAAGACUCAUUGAGAUGGCCACAUCGCCACUUACAAUGAGAGAAUGGAGAUGUGCACUGGAUGUUCAAGGUUGAUAAGCAUGAGCUUGUGUGAAAAUGUGGUUCACAUUUACAGCUGUGACAUGACAAUACAAUUAAUUAGUAAUAAUAGCAAAAUUAAAUUAUGUGAUAUAAAUAUAUUCCUCAAUUCAUCUUAGAGUUAUUAAUUCUGAGUCACUAAUGGGUUUGUAAAUUGUAUUUCAUAUUUGCAAGAGAAAAGCGUCCAAUGUUUGUGGUACUUUGCUUCAAGGAGUACACAUCCAAUCUGGAGAUAUGAUUUUUUUCUACCAGUUUCUUGUAAUCAAAUUGUGACAUUUCUUAUCUAAGGUUUGACUUAAAUUACAAUAUUCUUGUAUAUAACAUGAUAAAGAACAAAGUGAAAACAUU
Molecule: messenger RNA, 2591 nt
Organism: Haliotis rufescens (red abalone)
Lineage: Eukaryota; Metazoa; Mollusca; Gastropoda; Lepetellida; Haliotidae
Product: survival motor neuron protein 1-like
Exons: 8
Coding region: 16-882 (288 amino acids)
Biological process (GO): mRNA processing
Cellular component (GO): cytoplasm; nucleus
Molecular function (GO): RNA binding
Source: RefSeq, a predicted model, not a curated record